AGAUUGCAAACAAACAAUUUUGGGCAUUGAUAACAUAGAUUUAAUUAGCUUCGUUAACUUUACAAACGCGUGUUUGCUGUUUCCUCUGCUGUUUACCUUGAACAUAAUUGCUAGACUUCAAUCAUGGAUUUUAGCUUUUAUUCGCAGCAAGGUGUCCUUGGAUCAUUACCUGAAGAUAAAAGAAAUUAUGUACCAAUCGAUAACAAUUUUGAAAUUGGAGAUUUACCAGUCAAACUUGAACUAAGAUAUGCUAUUGAAGCAAAAAGAGCUGAAAAAGGACUGGAUAUGCCUGUUAUCGAAAAACUUCCAAGAGUCUCAAGAGAGCUAACAAUGGAAGAAGAGGAACGAAGAAGAGUGAGAAGAGAAAGAAACAAGGUUGCAGCAUUAAGAUGUCGUGUAAAAAGAAAAUCGCAUGUUACAAAACUUAUAGAGGAAACAGAUGACUUACACAAGGCAAAUAACCAGCUAGAAAACAUUAUCGAGCGUUUGGAAUUAGAAAAGCAUAAACUUGAAGAGGCUAUACGACUUCACUCCUGUAAAUCAAUAAAAUUAUGUGGUUAUGAUAAAUGAAGGUUAGAAACGUUCUUAAAAUUCGACAGCCGUAUUAUUAGACCUUUUUUUGUAAAUACCUAAUUUAAUUAUAUAUUUGUAAAAUGAGAUAUAACUUUUUUAAAAUUAUUAAAGAUAAUUUCUAAAACUAAAAGGAUUAAUAUUUUUCUAAAACUUUAAUUAUUUAAUUUUUUUUACACAUUUUCUAAAACUUUUUUACAAUUUUUUUUUACACAUUUUCUAAAUUUUAUGAAAACCAAAGUUUGAGAUUCUGAAUAAAAAAAAAAAAAAAAAGAGGAAAAAUUAAUUACAAAAAGUAAUUUCUUAAAAAAAAUCUUUAACAGCAAGUAUAAAGAAUUUUAGCUUGAUAAUUAAAUAAUUUCGCUUAUACAAAACUGACAUUUCACAAAGACAUUUUUUCACUGUUUCACUUUAUUUAUAAUACAUACUGAUUUGCAAAUUGCAAAAUUUUUUUUAUAUCACCUUGAAUUCAGUCAGAUCAGAUAAAAAUUGCAGAAAAACAGAAAAUUCAUUUUAAUUCCACUGCAUAAAAAUAUAUUUAAUCAUCACGUGACUACUGAACAGAUCAAACUUUAGACUGCAGGACAAAUAUUGUACAGAAUAGUGACAAAUAUUAUACCUCAACAACAAUAAAAACAGCAAUAACAGCAUUUAAACUAAUUACAACAAUUAACAUACUAAUAAUUUAAAACAUCAAACUUAUAUGCAAAAACUCUGGUAUAAAAUACAAAAAACUUAUAAAAUAAAAUACAACCCAAAAAAAAUUUACUAAAGUCAACGCAACGUUAAGAUACAAAACUAAUUUCAAUAACAAUAAUGACUUUUACAAUGUAUAUAUUAUGUAAGAUAGAUGUAAUGGGGAAACAUUAGUUUAACUAUACAAACUUUAUUGUUAUUGAUAAUAAUAAAAUAACUUAAUUUCAUAAUUAUUAUUUCAUAUAUUAUUUAGCUUAACAAUUGUAAUUUAAAAUAAAAGAAUAUAUAACAACGAUAAAAAAGCAAAUUAAAGUAAUAGUAAUUUUAUAAUGUACAAUUAACAGAACAAUCUGACGAACAAAAGAAAUAAUUAACAGAACAAUCUGACAAACAAAAGAAACAAUUAACAGAACAGUCUGACAAACAAAAGAAACAAUUAACAGAACAGUCUGACAAACAAAAGAAACAAUUAACAGAACAACCUCGCAAACAAAAGGAACAAUUAACAGAACAAUCUUACGAAAGAACAAUUAACAGAACAAAAAGAAUUAAUAGAACAGUUUGACAAACAAAUGAAACAAUUGAGCAAUGUAACAUCUGACAAACAAACAAAAAAUCAGACAAACAAACAAAAAGUAAACAGAGCGACAGAAUUUAAUUUACAGAAAAGUUUGAGUUUACAAACUGGUUAUUUUAAACAUUAUUCACAAUAGACAGUCUGACUUAACAACUUAAUGCUUAACAAAACGAUUUUAAAAGAAUUCCUACAUCAAAAUAAAGUUUAAUUAACAACUUGUUACUAAACAGAGCUGCAAACCACAAUUGACAUAAAGUGUUUACAAAAUAUAAUAUAAUCUGACAAGCCAUUAUACAAAAUACAACUCACAUAACAAUUUAAUAUAAAACAGAAUUGAAAUAAACAAUUAGCAGAACAGUCUAACGUAAAAAUAUUUUAAGUAAAUAAUUAGAAAAACAACCUGACUUUCAUUUGUAUAAAAACAUUUAUCAUUAUUAUUAUUACAUUUACAAAGUACAAAUAAAGAAUCUAAAACAAUAAUUUACAAAGUACAUCUAAUACAAUCGGACGAUCAAAACGCAAAAAAACUAUUGUGUACUUAACAAAACAGACUGACAGUUUACAAACAGUUUAUAAGAAGGCAGAUUGAUAAGUUAUAUAAAACAAUUACUUAACAUAACAGUUUGAUAUUUAAACAGUUACAAACUAUAUUUAACAGAACAGUUUGACAACGAACUGUUAAAAUAACAUUGAUAAAAAGAUGUUUAACAUAACAGUCACUAAUACAUUCUGACAUAUUUUAUUGUGAAAUAUAUCAUUCUGGUAUAUUUCACUCUACAACUAAUAGAACAGUUCAACAGCAAAUCAUUAUUUAAAACAAAACAUAAAAGUUUGAGAUUUAACAGUUGCAAAUUAAAAUUAAUAAAACAAUAAAUAAACAAGAACAGUUUGUUACAAAAUUUUCAAAUAAUUACUUAUAAACCAGCCCAACAAGUUGUUACAUAAAAUACAGUUAAAAUGACAACUUACAGAACAGCCCAACAACUAGUUACUACAUAAAAUACAGUUAAAAUGACAACUUACAGAACAAUCCAACAACAAGUUAUUACGUAAAAUACAGUUAAAAUGACAACUUACAGAACAGCCCAACAACAAGUUACUACAUAAAAUACAGUUAAAAUGACAACUUACAGAACAGCCCAACAACAAGUUACUUCAUAAAAUACAAUUAAAAUGACAACUUACUGAACAAUCCAACAACAAGUUAUUACGUAAAAUACAGUUAAAAUGACAACUUACAGAACAGCCCAACAACAAGUUACUACAUAAAAUACAGUUAAAAUGACAACUUACAGAACAGCCCAACAACAAGUUACUUCAUAAAAUACAAUUUAAAUGACAACUUACUGAACAGCCCAACAACAAGUUACUACAUAAGGUACAAUUAAAAUGACAAUUUACAAAACAACCCAACAACAAGUUGUUACAUAAAGUACAGUUAAAAUGACAAUCUACAAAUCAGACUAAAAACAAGUUGUUACAUAAAGUACAGUUAAAAUGACAACUUACAAAACAACCCAAUAACAAAAAGUUACAUAAAAUACAGUUAAAAUGACAACCUAAAAAUUAGACUAAAAAAAAUUUAUUAUAUAAAGUAAAGUUAAAAUGACAACUUACAGAAAAGACUAAUAACAAGUUGUUACAUAAAGUACAGUUAAAUGACAACUUACAGAAUAGCUCAUUAAGUUGUUACGGAACAAUGACAAUGAAAAUUUUACUUUAAACAAACUUAUUUAUAAUUUUACUUCAGAACUGCCUGACCUACAAAGUGUUUACAAGGAAUUAAUAGCAAAAUUUGAUAAGUCACUAUACAAAUUACAGCUUAUACAAGAAAAGUGAUAAUAUUCAGAGUUACAAACUUAAACUAACAGAAACUGUUAAUUCAAGUUUAACAACUUUACAAACUGCAAACAACAACAAAAUCUGUUGUUAUUAAACAAUACUAAACAGGAUAGACAUAAAUAUAACAACCUGAUACCACAAAAGGUUACUAACUACAAUUCAGAAAACAACCAUUACUACUAACAGAACAAAACAGAAAACUGCCAUUACUAUUAACAGAACAAAAAGUUAUUUUACAGGAACAAAAAUCAGAAUCCGAUACAACACAGAAUUACUAUCUACAAUUCAAAAACUGUCAUUACAAUUAACAGAACAAAACAUUAUUUUACAGCAACAAAAAUAACAAUCUGGUACCACACAGAGUUACUAAUUAUAAUUCAGAAAACUGUCAUUACAAUUAACAGAACUAUAAGUCAUUUUAAAACAAGAAACAUAUCAAUCUGAUACCACACAGAGUUACUAACUACAAUUCAUAAAACUGUCAUUCCAAUUAACAGAACAACAAGCCAUUUUAAACAACAAAAACAACAAUCUAAUUCCACACAGAAUUUACUAACUACAAUUCAAAAACUGUCAUUACAAUUAACAGAACAAAACAUUAUUUUACAGCAACAAAAAUAACAAUCUGAUACCACACAGAGUUACUAACUACAAUUCAAAAAACUGUAAUUACAAUUAACAGAACAAAAAGUCAUUUUAAAACAACAAAAAUAUCAAUCUGAUUUCACACUGAGUUAAUAACUACAAUUCAGAAAACUGUCAUUACAAUUAACAGAACAACAAGUCAUUUUAAAACAACAAACGUGACAAUCUGAUACCACACAGAGUUACUAACUACAAUUCAGAAAAAUGACAUUAAAAUUAACAGAACAACAACUUAAUUUAAAACAGCAAACAUGACAAUCUGAUAUCACACCAAGUUACUACAUUUCAGAAAACUGUCAUAACAAUUAACAGAAUAACAAGUCAUUUUUAAACAGCAAACGUGACAAUCUAAUAACACACAAAGUUACUUACUACAAUUCGGAAAAUUGUCAUUACAAUUAACAGAACAAUAAGUCAUUUAAAAAACAACAACAAGAAAAACAGCUGACAUAAUAUUUUGAUAUUAUACAAAGUAUCAAUCUGCCAUAUUAAAUCUACAAAAAGUUAAAAAUUACAAUUAAGAAGACUAAUUAAAGAAAUAUAGCAACAAUUUGCAAAACAAAAAAUUUACUUUACAGACUUAACAUGUUUUUGACAAUUUACAUAAAUUAAUAUAAUUUAACAUAUUUAUCAAACUUAUGAAACAAAAUUUACAAAACUACUAAUUUUACAGAAUAAAAAAAAACAACAUAUUCCUGAUAACUACAUAAAAAAAAAAAAAAUAUUCUGAUAAACCUGAUAUUGGGUAUAUUUACAAUCUAAAAACUACAAAAACAACAAAAAGAAAUCCCAAUAUACAAAAUACAACAAUUAAAACAAUACAAAUCUUGUAAACAUAAAUACUACUAAAAAAAACUACAGAUAACAGAACAUUUAAAUGUAUUUAGGUACAAAAAAAAAUAUUAAGUAUAAGAAUAUUGUUACGAAUAUAUUGUAAUAAAUAAUUAUUAAUAAUAAAAAUCUAGUAUAAAACAGGUAUAAUUACAGUAACUUAACAAAAAAAACAAUCAGACAAAAAUAUAUAUUAAGUAUAACAACUGACAAAACAAUCUGACAAAUACCCAAAAGAAAAAUAACCAAAAAAAAACUAAAUAGUCAACAGAACAACCAGACAUGAAACAUAUUAGAUUGUAUUGUCAAUUACAAUUGACAAUGCAAUCUAAAAACAAAUUACAAAACAAAUUAUCUACAACAAUUACGAAAACCUAAUAACAUAAAUAAAAAAGACUACAAACGGCAGUUAAUAGAACAAUCUAAUCAAUAAACAGAUUAUACUAUUUAAAAAAAAACUGGCCGACAAAAAACAAUAUACAGCAAAAACAAAACAAUAUGACAUAAAAUAUAUACGUACGACAAAACAACCCUACUUAAAGUCGACUUACUGUAGCAAUUAACAGCAACUAAUACAACAAUUUGACAUAAAACAAAAACAAAACUAAACAAAUAACACACUGCAAGUGCCUGGACAAUCUGACCUAAAAUAGAUGUACUACAUACCACAAGUAAUGAAACAAUCUGACCUUAAUUAAAUUUUAAAUUAAAAAAAAAAUAAAAACACUGUGACUUAAAAUAAAUUACAUAACACAAGUAACAAAACACUGUGACUUGAAACAAAUCAAAUAUUACAAGUAUCAAAAAACUGUGACUUAAAAUAAAUUAAAUAUUACAAGUAUCAAAACACUGUGACUUAAAAUAAAUUACAUAUUACAACUAACAAAACAAUCUGACUUAAAACAAAAAAGUAUUACAAGUAUUAAACUGCAACAUAAAACAAAAUACAUAUCGCAAGUAACAAAACACUGUGAUUUAAAAUAAAUCAAAUAAUACAAGUAACAAAUUACAUAUUACAAGUAAUAAAACAACUUACAUAUUACAAGUAACAGAACUAAAACAAACAAAACUAACACAUGUGACCUAAAAUAAAUUUUAUACCAAAAUUGUGACAAAACAAUUAACAAAUUAAAGACGACAUAACACAACUAAGAGAAAAAUGACACAACCUGACCAAAACAAAUUUAAUACCACAAAUAACAGAACAAUUUAACCUGAAAAAUCAUACUACAAGUAAUAGAAGAAUUAGAUCUAAAACAGAACAUAUCUCAAAAGUAAUAGAACAAUAAGUUAUAAAGAAACUAAAUACCACAGAAAGAAAUUACAUACCAAAAGUAACGAAACAAUCUAAUAUAAAACAAACUUAAUACCACAAAUAACAUUUUUAUCUAAAACCAAUUAAACGUAAAACAAGUUUAAUACCACAAAUAACAGAAAAACCUGACAUAAAACUGAUUACAUAACACCAAUAACAGAACAAUAUGACUUAAAACGUACUUAAUACCACAAGUAACAAAACCAUUUGACCUACACAAAUAAGAGAACAUUUUUACUUAAACAGAUUACCAACUACAAGUAAUAGAAUGUUCUGUCAUAAAAUAGAUUACAUACAACAAGUGACGGAACAUUAUGAUUUAAAAGAAAGUAAUAUGACAAUAAACAAAACAAUUAGAUGUAAAACAAUUUAUAGGACAAAUAACAGAACAGUCUGACAUAAAACAUUAUAUACCACAAGGAACCAAACAAUUUAUAUUAAAAAACAAACAAAUACAUAACACAAUAGAACAAUCUAAAUAAACUUACUACAACAAAUAACUGAACAAUUUAAACUAAAUUAAUUACAUAUUACGAAUAACAGAACAUUUUUACCUAAGCAGACUAGUAACAGAACAGUUUGACCUAAAACAAAUUUAAUACAACAAGUAACAGAACAAUCUGUCGUAAAACAUUACAUAACACAUAUUACAUAUUACAAAGUGACAGAACAAUAUGACUUAAAACAUUUUUAAUACCAUAAGUAACAAAACAAUUUGACCUAAAUAAAUUAUGUACCACAAACAAGAAAACAUUUUUACUUAAACAGAUUACCAACUACAAGGACAAUCUGACAGAAAACAGAUUACCAAUUACAAGUAACAGUAAAAUUUUACCCUUAAAACAAACUUAAUGCAACAAUUAACAGAACAAUCUGAAAUAAAACAGAUUACAUACUACAAGUAAUAGAACAAUCUGAAAAAGUUAAUAUUAGAAUUAACAAGAUUUUUUUGUAAAACAAAAUACAUACCACAAGUAACAGAGCGAUUUGAUCUAAACGCGUCAAGUAGGACAAUUAGAUCUAAAGAAAUACCAUAAUUAAGGGAUCAUUUUUACCUAAAUAGACUAUUAGUGGCAAAAUAAUUGACCUAAAACAGAUUAAAUACUUAAUAAAACAGAUUACAUACUUAAUAAAAUAGAUUACAUACUUAAUAAAACAGAUUACAUAAUAUAACAGAUUACAUACUUAAUAAAACAGAUUAAAUACUUAAUAAAACAGAUUACAUACUUAAUAACACAGAUUAAAUACUUAAUAAAACAGAUUACAUACUUAAUAAAACAGAUUACAUACUUAAUAAAACAGAUUACAUACUUGAUAAAAUAGAACAUACUAACCUAAAACAAAUUUAACAUCAGAAGAAGCAAAACAACUUGACAUAAAACAAACUAUAUACCACACUUAACAGAACAAUCUGACCUAAAACAAAUUAAAUAUUAUGUGUAAUAAAACAAUUUGACCCACAACAGAUUAUAUACCAAAAGUAACAUAACAGUUUAUACUAAAACAAAGUACAUGCCACAAGCAACAUAACAUUUUUACCUAAAACAAAUUUAAUACCACAGGCGACAAAACAAUUUGACAUAAAACAGAUUAUGUUACAAGUAACAAAACAAUCUGACCUAAAACAAAUUUAAUAUGAUACAUAAUAAAACAAUCUGAUCGAAAACAGAUUACCUAUCACUAUUAACAAAACAAAUUUUGUUCAAACAUAAAACAUACUACUGGUAACAAGAACAAUCCGACCUAAAACAGAAAAAAUACCACAAGUAAUAAAACAAUUUGACCUAAAACAAAUUUAAUACCCUAAGUAACAAAACAAUCUGUCAUAAAUAAAUUACAUACCAAAAAUAACAAUUUUUACUUAACACACAUUACCUACAAAUAACAGAACAAUUUGACAUAAAACAAAUACACUACAUAUCACAAAUAACAGAACAUUUUUACCUAAAAAGAUCAUCUACCACAAGUAAUAGAACAAUCUGACCUAAAACAAAUUUAAUACCAUAAAUAAUAGAACAACCCGACAUUAGGCAGACAAUAUAACACUAUAAACAAAAAAAUCUGACCCAAAACAAAUUUAUUGCCACAAGUAACAAAAAUAAUUUGACUGAAAACUUAUUACAUACUAUAAGUAACAAAACAAUCUGACCUAAAACAAACUCAUCUCCACAAAUAACAGAAUAAUCUGACAUAAAACAGAACAAUCUGAAAUAAAUUACAGAACAUCAAAUAACUUGAAUAACAUAACAAUCUGAAACAAAUUACAGAACAUCUUAGACAUUAUGGUUCAUUUAACAAUCUGAAACAAAUCAUCAAACAAUUUACAUAUCAUUAACAAACUUGUUACUAAACAAAAUACACUAAUAAACAGAAUAUAACAUAGUCACAACAAACAGAUAAAUACUGUCAAAAGCAGAUUAUAAAGCGCAUUUAACAAAAAAACAUUUUAAAAUCUGUGACUAAAGAGAUUGCAUAAAAUGAUAUACAAAACAUGUGCAUUGAAAUACUGUAAAACUAGACAUUAAAAAGAUUACAUUUCACAAUCUUCAAGAUAUAACAAGAUUAAGAAGAGAUAUAACAAGAUAAUAGGAAUAUUUACAAGACAAACUGAGAAAAAACUAAUCUCAUACUGUGAGUAAUAGUACAAUCUGGCUUUGUUUGAGUCAGAUUUUACAUAUUGAUUUCCAGAAGUCUGAAUAUAUUAGGUAACAACUAUGACAGAAAAAAUUACAGAAUAAUAUAAAAUUACAGAAUACGAUUAACAUAACAACCUCACACAACACAGAUUAUACAUUGCAAUAACAGAGUUAAAACAAAUUGUAUAACACAGAACAAUUCUGUAAAAAUCUGACAUAUAGUAUAUACCACAUAAGUAAAAAAGCUUUUUUAUAACAAAAAAAAAAGUACAAAAACCUGACAAUGAAUACAUACUGACUAACAGAUUAGAUAUAAAAACAGAUAACAAUACAGACUACAAAAUUUCUGAUAUAAACUAGAUUACAUAUUAAAAUUAUUAGAGCCACCUUAUAUGAAACAAUUCGCUGAAGCAAUUAGCAGAACAGACUGACGCUAAACAAAUGAUAUUUCACAAGUUGACAAAAAACAGAUUACAUAUAUCCAUUUAAAGAGAAAUAUGACAAAAAAGAAUACAAAAUACAACCAACAAAACAAUCUGACACUAAACAAAAGAUACAUCACAAUUAACAAUUAGACAUAAAACAAAUCACAUAUCUUAAUUUACAAAGAAAUAUAACACAAAAAGAUUACAAAAUACAAUGAAUAGAACAAUCAGACAAAUGAGGAUAAAAGACAUUUUAUCCUCAUUUAACAAUUUGACAUUAGAUAUUACAAAAAAAUUUUAAUUGUAAUAUGUAAUUUGUUAUAAAAAAAACAAAUUACAUAUUACAAUUAAAAAAAAAACAGAACAAAAGAUAGAUUAACUAGCUCAAUUUACAGAACAACUUGACACAGACUUGAUAUCCUAGUUAACAGACAAAAUUAAAAAAUAAAAAAUAAAUUAAAACAAAACAAAAAACAACAAUUAGCAAAACUAUCUGUCGCUAAACAAAUUUUUUUUUUCAAUUCUCAUAAGAAAUCAAAAACACAUACUAAAUUUGAAAAUUGCUUUAAAACAGUAGUUUUCAAUUGUGGCAUUUAGUCUAGUUUAGUAAACUAUUAUUACUAUAUAAAUACAAAUAAUAGUUAAACAACCUGACUUUAGGUGUAAUAAUUAAAAAUAUCUACUAAAAUUAAAAAGAUGACUUGACAUGAAAUUGAACAUCAAUUUCCAGGACAAUUUCUUAAUUAAAAGAACAAUCUAACUAAAAGCUAAUUUUCAUAAUAAAAACAAAAAUUUAACACAAAACAGACAAGAUACAUUAAAUAACAAAACAAUAACUACUGCAAUAUAACAAACACAAGUACAAUCAACAGAACAUAAAACGGAUGUGCAGCAGAACAAUUUAAAUGAAAGUAAAUUAAUAAAAUUAACAAAACAGAUAGAGUGUAGCAAUCAAUAAAAAAAACUGCAUAACAAUUAAAACAGAUUAUGUACAACAGCACAACAACUUGACAAAACAAAUUACACUAAUGACUAACAGAACAAUCUUACAUAAAACUAACAGAACAACUAACUAAAACAACUAACAAAACAAUCUUACGUAAAACAGAUUAUGUAAAAUAAACGACACAACAAUUUGACAUAACAUGGCAUAAAACAAAAUAAGUAAACCUAAUAAUUAUAUUUAAUAUAAACUAUAUAUCUAUAAGUAAAUCCUAUAAUUAUAAAAUUAACAAAAUGAUCCUGACAAAAGAUUAGAUACAGCAGAUAACUUUGAUCAAACAUUAGAUAUGACAAUUAACAGAUUAUUACUUUAUAUAUUAUACUAUUUAUAUAUAAAUUUAGUCAUAUACAACUUGAUUACAUGCAGCAAUAAACAUAACUAGCAUUAAUUAACAAGUUAGAUCAUCAAGUUAGAAACAUCACUUACUUGUUAGAAUUAAAGAAAAUAUUUGACAAAAAAAUUGUACAACACUUAUUAGAAAAAUCCAAUCGUAGAUUUUGUUUGAAUCUUAAAAUAAAUUUAUGACAAUUAACAUUAUAAAGUAUUUAUACAUAAGAUAGUAAUUAAAAAAAGAAGAACUAAACGACUUCACAAUCAAAAUGAACAACAGAAUAAUUUCACAUAAACAGACUACAUAACACAAUUUCAAACAGAAUUAUUCACAAUAAUUAACAAAACUUUGUCACAAUUAACAAAACAGUAUGACAUUAAGUAAUAAUAUGUGCCCAGCAUUUAACACGACAGUAUGACAUAAAAUAAUACUGUGUACCACAUUUAAUAUAACAUGAUAUCAAACAAAACAGUGUACCACACUUAACAUAACAGUAUGAUAUUAAACAAUACUGUCUACCACAUUUAAUAUAACAGUGUGACAUUAAACAAUACUGACUACCACAUUUAACAUAACAGUAUGACAUUAAACAGUACUGUGUACCAAAUCUAACAAAACAGUAUGACAAUAAACAAUACUGUGUACCAUAUUUAACAUAACAGUAUGACAUUAAACAAUACUGUCUACCACAUUUAA
Hydra vulgaris (swiftwater hydra) is the source of this 11567-nucleotide messenger RNA. Its product is annotated as cyclic AMP-dependent transcription factor ATF-3. Gene Ontology annotation, biological process: regulation of transcription by RNA polymerase II. Lineage: Eukaryota; Metazoa; Cnidaria; Hydrozoa; Anthoathecata; Hydridae. Gene Ontology annotation, molecular function: DNA-binding transcription factor activity, RNA polymerase II-specific; RNA polymerase II cis-regulatory region sequence-specific DNA binding. Gene Ontology annotation, cellular component: nucleus. The record is from RefSeq and is a predicted model, not a curated record.